Varanus komodoensis (Komodo dragon) is the source of this 294-nucleotide messenger RNA. It is a transcript of the gene CTXN3, whose product is annotated as cortexin 3. The record is from RefSeq and is a predicted model, not a curated record. NCBI's taxonomy places the organism in Eukaryota, Metazoa, Chordata, Lepidosauria, Squamata, Varanidae. The transcript has a single exon. The coding region runs from base 1 to 294 and encodes 97 amino acids.
AUGAUGAAAAGGAGAAGAUUGGAGGAUUCUGUUUUUCAUGAUUUCUGGAGAAUGGAUGAUGAGCCCUUCACCUCCAGUUUCUUCUCUUCUGGGAAUACUUCCUCAGAAAUUGGCCUUACCUUGGAACAGAAGACCACUUUUGUCUUCGUGGUUUUACUAUUCAUUUUCCUCGGCAUCCUCAUCGUGCGAUGCUUUCGGAUUCUCCUAGAUCCAUAUAGGAGCAUGCCAACCUCCACCUGGGCAGAUGGACUUGAUGGACUAGAUAAAGGCCAGUUUGACUAUGCUCUGGCUUAA